This is a messenger RNA of Puccinia triticina, 960 nucleotides long. RefSeq lists its product as uncharacterized. Bases 1 to 960 code for a protein of 319 amino acids. NCBI's taxonomy places the organism in Eukaryota, Fungi, Basidiomycota, Pucciniomycetes, Pucciniales, Pucciniaceae. Gene Ontology annotation, biological process: protein ubiquitination. Gene Ontology annotation, molecular function: ubiquitin protein ligase activity. The transcript has 2 exons. The record is from RefSeq and is a predicted model, not a curated record.
AUGAAGCUUUUCACCCUGAGUCUAUCUUCUUUUAUCCUGGUUGGUAUAGCCGUUGCCACGCCGCCGGAAGACACAGUUUGGGGCUACGUACACGAUCCAUUAACAGACACAUACCGAGCGCCCUCCCCGCCUCGAGUCCGUGGUCUGGUAUAUGGCUACGAAUACGAUUCAGAAAAUGAUGUUUAUCGAGAGCCCCGGUCGUCUGCAGGGCCAGAGACAACCGAAUUUUGGGAAGAAAUGCACCGAAUUGCUGAUCUGACCGAGACAAGGACGCAUGAUACUCAAGGUCCAUGGUUGCCAAUGCCCAAUGCUCAUCAAUCUGCUGCAGCCGAAGCAAUCCCCGAAGCAACUCCUGCAGCAACUACCGCAGCUACUACCGCAGCAACUCCCGCAGCGAUUCCCGCAGCAACUUUGGAAGAAGUGAAAGCCGCUUUUGACAGCAAUGUCAAUAUUUUGGGAUAUAUGCCUAGACGCGAACAACACCCCUGCCUUCCAGUGUUACCAUCAGUCGGUACUAAAAACCUUGAAAUAAUCAGCUUGACGACAGCUGACAAUAAGCUUACCCGCAGCAAAUUGAAAAAAGUUAAGAAUAUGCUUGGAAUAACCAGAAUAACUGGAUCUUACAUUCCGAAGGGCCAGCCUACCAAUCAUGGCCAAACUAGCAGAAGUCACGACGGCACCUCAACGUCUAUUUCCUCCGAUCAUCAGAUAUCCCGUGUCCUGUACGGUGGUUCAGUCGACGAAGAGUGUAAGGUUUGUCUCGACUUAUUCAGCAGUCCUGAACCAGUCGGAGAGAAUCACUGGUCUUUCUGUAAAGUUGCACAAGUCAAGAAAUGCGGACAUUACUUCCACUUCGAAUGUAUUCAUCCGUGGAUGGUUGGCAAAUUGGAAAAUAACUGCCCAGCUUGUCGCGGACCAAUAUCUGAUAAAUAUGGAGCCAAGAUAGAACUACAACAAUAA